AUGCCUGGCUAUUUAUUCGACUCUAAACAGUUUGCCGAGGCCUGCGGGGCGGAUUUGACAAACGUUUCUAUGGUUGAACCGUUUGAAACAGUUAUAGCCAACGCCAAUUUAAGCACAUUUAAAUUUAUCUUGCUAAUUAUGCCCGCUGUGAUUCUUGCGUUUUUAGCAUUUGUGUGUGUAAUGUUGAUUCGUAAAAUGCGAAAAAAUAACAUUAUUCCUUUUAUUGGAACUUUCACCUCACUAUUCGGUUUUUUUGCGGGCGGAGCUGGUCUUGCUCUCACAAUUGUUACCUUUUGGAAAGGACUUGAGAAACUUGAACCAAGGGUUGAGGGAUUAUCACACCAAUGGGGUCCUUCUAUUUACUUGGUCGGUGUCGGUAGUGGCUGCGCAUUGUUCGCGUUUGUAUGUUUUGUUAUCAGUUUAUUUUCUCAUUCUUCUGAUAAGUAUAAACGAGAAACAUAUAAUUUGUACGACUACUCAGAAGGCGGUGCAAACUCGACAUCACCCAAACCUUACGAUGCAACAACCAAGUUGAACUCUUCUGUAAAACACGAUAGCUAUAAUGAUUAUUAUCAUGCAGUUUCAAGCCCCACAGUACCGACUUAUCCCUCCUAUUACCAGCCACAACAGCAGUAUCAGCAGCAAUAUAAUAGCAAAGAAACAUCUUAUCAGCAACCUUCUGGCAAUUACUACUAA
Molecule: messenger RNA, 696 nt
Organism: Mucor mucedo
Lineage: Eukaryota; Fungi; Mucoromycota; Mucoromycetes; Mucorales; Mucoraceae
Exons: 2
Coding region: 1-696 (231 amino acids)
Source: RefSeq, a predicted model, not a curated record